GCCGUGACCAUCUCUUUCUUACUCGGGGGACUCUCGUCGGCGUCGGCGGCCACCGCUCGAAGCGCCGGAGUCUCCGUUCCGCACUAGCGCUCCGGCCACCGCGGGUCGCUUGAUAUGGCGCAGGCACCGGCGCGCGCCGCUUCCGCGUUGCGGCUCUUUGACGCGCACUGCCACCUGCAGGACCCGCGCGUGCUGGCCGUCGCCCCCUCCCUCAUACGCGCCGCCACCGCCGCCGGCGUCGUCCACUUCGCCGUCAACGGAACCUCCGAGAAAGACUGGCACCUGGUGAAGCAGAUGGCUGAGGAGCACCCGUCCGUCGUCCCCUGCUUCGGCCUCCACCCAUGGUGGGUACCGGAGAGGUCGCAUGAUUGGAUGGAUUCACUCCGGCGGUUCUUCGCUGAAACCCCAGAGGCGGCGGUUGGGGAGUAUGUUACUGUAAAGCAGAUUGGUCUGGACAAAGGUUCACAUGGAAAAACCAUUGACUUUGGAGAACAGGUUGAAGUUUUCCAGCGGCAACUUGAACUUGCUAAGGAGUUGAACAAGCCCGUUUCUGUUCAUUGUGUCCGCGCCUUUGGUGAUCUUCUGGAGAUACUAAAGCAAAUUGGUCCUUUCCCAGCUGGUGUGUUGCUACAUUCAUAUCUGGGAUCUGCAGAAAUGGUGUCCAGCCUUGCAAAUUUAGGCUGUUACUUUUCGUUAUCCGGUUUCCUUACAGGCAUGAAAUCCAAUAAGGCAAAGCAAAUGCUAAAAGCAAUACCCUUGGACAGAAUUCUGCUAGAAACUGACGCACCAGAUGCAUUACCAAAACUGGAUGAUAUUUCUCUAUUAGCAGUACCUGUGGACAGCUCAAAUGCAGAUAAUGAAGAAUUUAAAAAAGAUUCUAAUUCACAGUCAUCCACCACUUCGAAUGAGUCUUUGAACCAUCCAUCUAAUAUCCACAUUGUUAUGAAGUAUGUCGCCUCUCUGCUUGAAAUAUCAGAGAUAGAACUUGCUGAGGUGACAUACAAGAAUGCAACCAGGCUGUUUUCUUAUCAUGGAUCCAAAGUUCACACUGAAGUGGAAGCUGUGUGGUUGGGUGGUCAUCCAAUUUGAACCCUGUUCCUCUGAAUUCUGGUGCGUAUGUUCUGCCUCUAAAUAAUGCCCGUUAUAUUGUAUAGUACUAGUAACCGUAAGUCCGUAACACAAAAGAAAGUGAUUAUUUAGUUAAGGACGGUGCUAUGUUGGCAAUGUCUUAUUGCGAUUUUACAUUCCUUAAGAUGAGACAACAAGGUAUCUACAUGACUAUUGAAUACACCGUGACUGGCAACCAACCAAUGGUCCUGGCCUCUACUGGACUAUUAUUUUCUGUGCCAAAAAGUGGAAACAAAUAGUAGCUGCCAGUGCUUUAUAGUGGGUUUUGAUUUGGCACUAAUAAACUGAUAACAUGGUGCAAAUGCUGGUUGCAACGGCAACUUGCCAAUUUCUGAAAGGAGCAUUUGCGACUCAACAAUAAAGAGUAUUUUGUUUUACUUUGCACCGGCUUAGUACAUAUUUGACACUUUGCAUCGGGGUAUAUCAAAAUAAGUUUUACUUUGCACUAGAUUAUGUAUACAAUUGAAGGAAAAUCUUAUAUGACAUGAGUAAAUUUAUUAAACUUU
Oryza brachyantha (malo sina) is the source of this 1634-nucleotide messenger RNA. RefSeq lists its product as uncharacterized. Lineage: Eukaryota; Viridiplantae; Streptophyta; Magnoliopsida; Poales; Poaceae. Bases 115 to 1089 code for a protein of 324 amino acids. The record is from RefSeq and is a predicted model, not a curated record. Gene Ontology annotation, molecular function: hydrolase activity, acting on ester bonds. The transcript has 8 exons.